Molecule: messenger RNA, 5698 nt
Organism: Perca fluviatilis (European perch)
Lineage: Eukaryota; Metazoa; Chordata; Actinopteri; Perciformes; Percidae
Gene: nckap5l
Product: NCK-associated protein 5-like
Exons: 13
Coding region: 450-4706 (1418 amino acids)
Biological process (GO): microtubule depolymerization; microtubule bundle formation
Cellular component (GO): microtubule plus-end
Source: RefSeq, a predicted model, not a curated record
AGGUGGGGGCUGGUCCACAGCUGUUGUAGUAGGCAGGGUCUAUUGGGGUAGGAAGCCUGGCUCACUCGCCCUGGAACAAUGGGAGACAUGGCAGCCUCUGCAGACAGCACAGACCCACACACAAUGCACAUGCCCAAGGACGGGCCUUUCUCUAGCUGAAGUGCAGAGGAAACCGGCUUCCUCGCUACGCUCGCAGGGUGACGGCACUUUUACCAGGGAGGAAAAUAAUCUCCUCCGCAACCGUAAAACAGAAAUGUAAGGUUGUCGCUCUUUUUUUUCCGCUUCUUCUGGUGCCUUACGUUUUUUCGAUCUGCUGUGAGGAGAGCUCUGGAUGCGCUGACUGGAUGACUGAAAAGGCAGCAGGAGGAAGCUCCUUGGUGUUGUUGUUGGGCGAUAGAGACAGGAGACGGACUCCUCUUCAAGGAUCAUAACCAGAGCUGAAACCACAGAUGAGAACAAUGUCUGAUGAGACAGAACAGAGGAUGUGUGAUGAAGACUUUGGCUCGGACGAGGAGGGAGAGGAGGGAGACGUGGAGUCGUUCCUGGAGGACAACAGCAGCGAGCUCGUGGACCGGCUGAGGGAGCUGGAGGCAGAAAACUCUGCUCUGAUGUUGGCCAAUGAGAGUCAGAGAGAGGCUUAUGAGAGAUGCUUGGAUGAGGUGGCCAACCACGUGGUCCAAGCUCUGCUGAAUCAAAAGGAUCUGAGAGAGGAGUGCAUCAAGCUGAAGAUGCUGGUGUUUGACCUGGAGAGACAGAACAGAGCGCUUUGUGAGCUCUUUCAGCAGAAACUGCCCAACCACCCCACUGCUCACUACCAGGUCCAGGCGGGACCCCUCCCAGACUACAAUGCACAGCUGCACAAUGACUCUGCAAAACAGGCGGAGCCUGCACAGACUGAAGCACAAGCCAAGGGAAAUGGCUACCGCACACAACAUGCCUCCCCGGGCCCUCGUGGCCCCGCCGCCUCCAUGGAGGCCCUGUCUCCCUUCUUCAAGAAAAAAGCACACAUCCUGGAGGUCCUUCGCAAGAUGGAGGAGACGGACCCCCUGAAGUUCCACCCGUCCACCACCAGCUUGUCUUUCUGCGACUACAGCCAGGUGCUCAUGUCCACAGAGGCUGUUUUGGCCACGGUGGACCCCCUUCCACUAGCGUGCAAAUCCCAGCACACACACUGCCACUGCGCCCGCUCCGACACUGACUCGCACCAGCACGUCAACGGCGACGGGGCGCUGAAGUGCGAGGGAGGGAAUACCUGCUGUUUACACUGCAAGAGGAGCCCGGACAGUCCUCCAAAGCCAUGCAACCACGUCUGUAGUCCUUUGAAAGGCACCUCGGCCAUGCAGAGCCUAGGAGCUCCUGCAGCUGCUAAAAGCGAAUGUCACAGUAAGAGCAGGAGAGCCGAGUCGGUCCCCCCACCUAAACAAUGCACCAAGAAUGAAGCCCACCAGCAACCGGCAGGCGCCGCCGCCGCCCACUCAUCCGUCCCAGAAACGGGUGACGGAUCAGCCGUGGAGGUGAUGGAAGUGGAGCAGGACAGCUCCGAGAGUUGUCCAAACGCUAGUGCCUCUGAAGAGCUCACUGGUUUCUGUCCCACCCCCCACCUGCCCAGUUCUGCACAGAUCUCCCACUGUGACAAUGAGGCCAGCGACGGCGUUCACAACGGCGUCGACAGCGCCACGUCCAACGACCCGUCAGCCGUCGCCGAGAAGGACGUCACCGAUCAGGACGCUUGUUCCGUGAGAGCCGGCGCCUCCGUCAGCCCCAGCGCGUCCUGCCUCAGCGACGUCAAAACCGCCGCCAUCAACUCGCCGUCCAAACUGCUCAAGUUCCUGAAGAUUCCCUCGAUAGGGGAGAAGUCUCAGCCUUCGGCGUCCGCCGUCCGCCUGAGCCCCCAACUCACCCGCAGCUCCAGGAUCCCCUGCCGCACCAACAACUACGAGGUGUACCACUCUCCUGUUCCCACGCGCAGAGCCACCACCACGGAACGGUGCAGGCAGCCCCCUCCCCCGCCCGCCAGGUCGGAGUCCUACCCCGCCACGCACUCGGCCCCAACCUCCCCUCCUCAGCCCGAAGACGUCUGCUCCCCGCCCGCCAAGGAAAUAAGCUACAGCAGCCUCUCUGCACCUAAAGCCAGCGCCGCUUCAAAGAUGGGCGCUCCCUCCUCCACGUCCUCCUCCUCCCCCAAAGUCUCUCGGAAGGUCCCUCAUUAUGAAAAUGUCUGUGUUAUGACUACCAACUCCAGAGUGGAGGAACCAACCCCGGGCCACGAGAAAAGAACCACGCUUCCAUCCCAAGCCAAGGCGAACGGCGGCGAGAGGAAGCUCGUCAAAUCGCUACCAGAAAGUGACCUCAACACUCCUCAACGAAAGCAGUCGUCUUCUUCCACGUCGGAGUCCUCGUCGGAUGACGAAGAGGAUUCUGACAGCCCGGUGUGGGUCAACCAUCACAGCCUGCCCAACACGUCCGCCCACGGCAAGGCCUUGCAGGGCAGAGCCAGCUACUCGGUAACCCGAGAGAAGCAGGAGGCGGAUGUGCGGGAGAUCACCGCGCCGAGCUGCGAGGUUGCCCAGGCGCCGCCUCCGCCGCCGGUCAGGAGGAGCGACUCCUCUUCGAUCCCCAAGAGGCCUGUGGCCGUGGCAGCGAGACCCCAGGCGGACUCCAGCCACCACGCUUUCAAAGACAGGCUGGCUGCACUGGGAAAGCUACGGAGCUCCGAGGAUUUACAAGUGGGUCUCAGGCCGGUCGACGCGGCGAAUGAGGGCACCUACGGGGACGAGAGGAGUAAGACAGCGGAGAGGCCCAUGGAGCUCCACAAAGAGGAGCAGAGACAUUCAAAAUACACGGACUCUUUGGAUGGCAAACCCAAAGUGAGCAGUGUCGGCUUGAAGUACACGGGCAUGUCUCAGCUUCACGAACAGGCUGUAAAGUCUCCGGGUGCUGCGGUGGUUAAACAGGAGCUGUGUGUUACCAAGACCGAAGUCUCCAAGAGUAAAAUCGGUCUGCCGUCCCCCAACGCAGACGCUCCGCAGGUACUACGCAACAACAUUAAGUGUCCUGGCUCCCUGAAUCUGACCCAUAACCUUAAACCAGUUGUUGGUCCUCACAGUAGCAACAGCCCCAACAAAAUCCCCCCAAAGUCGCCGUCCAAGCCUUGCCAGGGCCCGUCCGUCCACAGAGGCGGGAAGCCCGCAGAGGCCCCGCGCUACUCGUCCAAAUCCGAGGAGCGGACCAAGAUCGGCGGGAAAGGGAAAAAGAAUCCGAUGUACGGAGACAGCCUGCCCCCUCCUCCUCCGAGACCUCCGGCGUCGGAGGCGGAGAAGCCGCUGCCGCCGGCCCCCAGCCCGCAGUCGGCCAUCGAGCAGAAGGUGAUGAAGGGCAUCGAGGAGAACAUGCUGAAGCUCCAGGAGCAGGACAGAGGGGGCCCGGGCGGCGAGGUCAAGCAGAAAGCCUCCAACGGCAUCGCCAGCUGGUUCGGCCUGAAGAAGAGCAAACUGCCCGCGCUGAGCCGCAAGAUGGACGCCACCAAAGCAAAAGAGGAGAAGAAGGAGUGGAGGAUCAACAUCCCGUCGGUGGGCCGGGACUCUGGGAAGGUGGCCGGCAGGUGUAAAGAAGGAGUGGAGGGCCUGAACAUCUCGACUCUGAUGGAGAAGGCGGAGGGGUUGCGGCGGGCACUGGAGGAGGAGCGGGCGUACGUGGAGCGCUCUGGGAGGGGCCACUCCUGCGAGGUGGUGAUGGACCCCACCCAGGGACAGCUGGCUGUCAUGUACAGGGGGGAGCGCUCGGACAACUUCAUGCAACAGCUGCUCAACAGAGUGGAUGGGAAGGACGUGAUCAGCGUGCCGCAGCGCCGGCUCUCCUUCGACUGUAAGAGCUCCAAGCCGCUGUUCAGUCAGCAGGGCGACGUCAUCAGUCACAUGGCCAGUCGGGACGAUAUGGAGAAGGGAUCAGACCGAAUCGGCAAGAUCACAUCAGACGAAAACCUCGCCGAUUCAGUUCACGCUCAACACUUCGCAGGUUCCGGGGCGUCCACGUACACUCUGGACAGCGGCAUCGGGACCUUCCCCCUGCCCGACUGCAGCAGUGGCGCCGCAGGACGCGGCCUGUCCAAGACGAGGGCCGGGGCCGAGCGCCACUCCUCGGGCUCCCCGGGGAGGGCCGGGCGGCGCGCCCGCACCCUGGACCGAGAGCCCACGUCGCAGGACGAGUGCUACGCGCCUCACAAACAGCUGAUCCCCACCAUUCAGUACGGCUCGGUGCUGGAGGGAAGAAGCUCGGCCGGCGUCAUCCGUGAAGACAAAGAGGCCCACGGAGCCAACAUGUUCUCCCCCCGCUCCAAGACCUGGACCUUCCCCAACCUGAAGACUCCGGCGGGCCCAGCAGAGGUUUACCUGGCGGUGGAGGAGGAAGAGGAGGAGGCCGUUUCUUUUGGAUCUCCAUUCCGAGGGAGCGUGAAGGCCAGCGGCCCCUCCUCCAGCCGGGUGGUGGACCCAGGCAGCUUGCCCGUCCCCGUCCAGUCAGGGAUGAGCCGCAGGGGGAAGACUCGCACCCCCAGCGUCCCCGAGGUGAGCCGCGAGGCCGGGCUGGAGCUGCUCAGGGAGCGGCCGGAGGAGGCCCUCUCCCCGAGCCGCCCUCAGGUCCUGGAGACCCCCGAGUCCCUCAGCGAUUCUCUGUACGACAGUCUGUCGUCCUGCGGCAGCCAAGGAUGAUCCGGCCAACAAAAAAAAAUAAAAACCGGGAGAGGAGAGAGAGGAGCUCAUCUAGUCCGCAGACAAUAAAGAGCCGGCACCGCUCGGAACUCGACUGGGAUGCUUUUGAGGAAAAAGAAACUGAGCCCUGUCCGCAAGAAUAUGGUGGCGAUGGAUGCUUUUCUCAUCAGGUGUCUCUCUGUUGCAACUGGAAAGCCGCAUCGAUAAGACUUCUCCUCAGGAUCUCAAAAAUAAACACGAAGCCAAAAGCCACCCCAAAUAAGAUAGGUUGUUCACUUUUUUUUUUUUUUCUUUCCCACAAUCAAUCAGACUUUGACUGUGGACAGUCUUUAAUUCAUGUAUACAGGACUACAAAACGCAUGGCUAAGCUAAUGAUUAGCACAACAGUUGUCACUCCUGGUGGUUGUUCAGCGACGUUGUCUUUUAGUUUGAAGUCAUCCAUCGAGGAAGAGCAGAUCACUGCAACAGCUGAUGAUCUGGAUCAAUACAUCCAUUCUGUUCCCGGAUAGCAUUUCGCCACAAUGUAUUUGAGGGGGGGGAACCAAACAUGAAGCACCCUUAAAAAAAAAAACAAGUUCAUGUCUGUGAUUCUUUAUUGCUAAACUCAUGCAUCGCAAUUUUAAAUGUACAAACGAUUUUAUCGAUCAUGUUGAUAUUGUUUUGCGACCGCGGAUGGGUCAUCAGAAUAAGUCUGUUUUUAAAAUCCUAAUACAUUUAAAGGUAAUAUAUACCAGCAAUAAUAACAUAAGAGAAAUGGCUACACUAUUCAAUGAAUAUGUAUUUCUAUUAUUUAUUUAUUUUUAAAUGUACAUCAUUUGCAGUCAUCUUUUUUUUUUUUUUAUCUUUCUGUGAAAAUUGCAGUCUUCCCCUGCUUGGUAGAUUAUGUUCAUAUCUUGUGUUCCAACAUCUGUUGCUGUCCGUUCCCUAGCCAGUAGAGGUCCUAUGUACCUACUGCCGUUUUACAACUUUCUAAUAAAAAAUGUUUUGAUUUA